This is a messenger RNA of Gasterosteus aculeatus aculeatus (three-spined stickleback), 4151 nucleotides long. RefSeq names its product relaxin family peptide receptor 1 (gene rxfp1). Lineage: Eukaryota; Metazoa; Chordata; Actinopteri; Perciformes; Gasterosteidae. Gene Ontology annotation, cellular component: plasma membrane. The record is from RefSeq and is a predicted model, not a curated record. Gene Ontology annotation, biological process: activation of adenylate cyclase activity; adenylate cyclase-activating G protein-coupled receptor signaling pathway; hormone-mediated signaling pathway. Gene Ontology annotation, molecular function: protein binding; G protein-coupled peptide receptor activity.
CCCCUCCGUGCGCUCGCUGCACCUGAGCUGUCGCCGCUGCUCGCGCGUCACGCCAUGCCCGCUGAUUCGUUGGACCUUGCUCGCGGUCGGACCGGGCGCAGACCGAGUUGAGCCCUUUGCGAAGUGACCGCAGUGCUCUGCGGGUCUCUCCAUCCUGCGGCCGCUGCCUCUGACCUGCGCGCGUUUAUCCCACAAACUUUUAUCGUCCUUGUUUUUACGCGCGGGUUCCGGCAUUCUGUACGAUUGGCUGUGGUGACGUCGCUGCUGCUUCUCCACCAACGACCCCGGCGAUCUGCAUGAGAACUUCGAGAGGGACCAUGCGCGUGUACGUGGCCGUGGCCGUGGCGCUGGUUUGCGGGGUGUCGGGACUAAAUGUCACUGAGGACACGGCGGCGUGCCCUCUUGGAUAUUUCCCGUGUGGGAACCUGACCAUGUGCCUCCCUCAAGUCCUGCACUGCAAUGGCAUCGAUGACUGCGGCAAUCAAGCAGACGAGGAGAACUGUGGAGAUAAUAACGGGUGGCCCCAUCUUUUCGACAAGUAUUUUGGAAUGCCCAGCUACAACGCGGGGACCAGGUCCAACGUCUGCUUGCUGGGUGUGAUUCCUGAGCUGUGCCAGUGCAGAGACCUGGAGCUGGACUGUGACGGCGCUCACCUUGUGGACAUCCCGCUGGUGCCGAUGAAUGUCACCAUGAUGUCACUGCAAAGGAACCAUCUUCAGAAACUGAAAGCAAACACAUUCUUCAAGUACCAGAGCCUACAAAAACUAUAUCUUCAGUACAACAGAAUUCGGGACGUGAGUCCUGACGCAUUCCGAGGGCUCUUUAACCUAACGAGACUAUAUCUGAGCUUCAACAAGAUAACUGUCCUCAUGCCGGGGGUCUUCCAGGACCUGCACAAGCUGGAGUGGUUGAUCCUAGAAAAUAACAACAUCCAAAAAAUAUCCCCCCUGACGUUCUCCGGACUGGACUCGCUGGUCUUACUGGUCAUGAUGAACAACUCGUUAGCCAAGCUGGAUGACAUCUGUCGGGAAAUGCCCAUUUUGAACUGGCUCGAUUUGGAGGCGAAUCUAAUUGAAACCAUUGGAAACGUCUCAUUCUGCUCCUGCAGUAUGCUGACAGUCCUGGUCUUACAGCAGAACAGGAUCAGCCAUAUACACGAGCAGGCUUUUUCAAUCCUACAAAAGCUCGGAGAAUUGGAUCUAUCCAGCAACAGACUGGUGGCUAUCCCUCCCAAUCUCUUUGUCUUACUCGGGGAUUUGCUCCAACUAAAUAUAUCAUACAACCCCAUCGUGGAGCUCCAAGUGAACCACUUUGACAAGUUGCAUAAACUCAAGUCAUUGAGCAUAGAAGGGAUUGAGAUUGGAAACAUACAGCGGAGGAUGUUUGAACCCCUCCAGUACUUGACUCAUAUCUACUUCAAGAAGUUCCAGUACUGCGGCUACGCUCCUCACGUGCGCAGCUGCAAACCCAACACGGACGGCAUCUCGUCCUUCGAAGACCUGCUGGCCAACAUCGUGCUGAGGGUCUUCGUGUGGGUGGUCUCCGCCACCACCUGCUUCGGCAACGUCUUCGUCAUCUGCAUGCGCUCGUACGUCCGGUCGGAGAACAAGCUCCACGCCAUGUGCAUCAUUUCCCUCUGCUGCGCGGACGGGCUGAUGGGAAUCUACCUCUUCAUGAUCGGCGCGUAUGAUCUGAAGUUCCGCGGCGAGUACAACCAGCACGCUCAGGCCUGGAUGGACAGCAGUGAGUGUCAGGUCAUCGGCUCCUUGGCCAUGCUGUCCACCGAGGUGUCCGUCCUCCUCCUCACUUACCUCACUCUGGAGAAGUACAUCUGCAUCGUCUACCCUUUCCGCUACUUGACGCCCGGAUGGAGACGAACUGUCACCAUCCUUUUGGGUAUAUGGCUGUUCGGCUUCAUCAUUGCCGUUCUGCCGCUGGCCUGCAAGGGGCUGUUUCGUAACUUCUACGGGACCAAUGGAGUUUGCUUCCCGCUGCACUCGGAGCAGCCAGAGACGCUCUGGGCCCACGUUUACUCCAUCGUCAUUUUCCUGGGUCUGAACUUGGUGGCGUUCCUCAUCAUCGUCUUAUCCUAUGCAAGCAUGUUCUAUAACAUCCAGAGAACGGGGACUCAGACCACUAAAUACAGCAACCACAUCAAGAAAGAGGUGACCAUCGCCAAAAGGUUCUUCUCGAUCGUCAUCACCGACUCCCUUUGCUGGAUCCCCAUUUUCAUCCUCAAGAUCCUGUCUCUGCUGCAGGUGGAGAUUCCCGGCACCAUCAGCUCGUGGGUGGUCAUAUUCAUCCUGCCCAUCAACAGCGCCCUCAACCCCAUCCUUUACACCCUGACCACGCGGCCCUUCAAAGAGACCAUUCUGCAGGUGUGGGCUAACUACAGGCAGAAGAGGCCUCUGCUCAGCGGCCACCCAGCUCACCACCCGUCGCUCACCUGGCAGGAAAUGUGGCCCCUCCAGGAGAACAGCCUCGGCCUGGCCGCGGGGGGGGCGCCGCCGCCGCCGGACGCGACGGGCACGCUGGCCAGGCGGGGAAACUCCCAACAGUGACAUUAGCACAGGCGCGCAGCAGCCUCAGAAGCCGCUCAUCGCGUAGCGAGUGUGUGUUCGCAGAAACGACGCCAAGCAAACUCGGAGGCGUGAGGUCAAUUCCCAGUCAGUGGAUCGGAUUAACUGCGAUUCAAGUUCAUUUAUCCCCGAAAGACACAGCGCUUGAUUUGUGGCCAGUGUUUAAAAGUCCUCAGUGUUCAUUAGAAAUCCCGCCGCGUGCACGUCUCGCCACAGCAGCGGCCAAAGCGGCAACGGAUGAAGCCGUCGCAGGAAUCCCUCAUGCGGCGCCGCAGCUCUUGUUUUAACGAAGACUUCGUAUCGGCCUCCAAAAGAGCUCCGUCAGCACAAAGCGGGAGCGUUGCCCCGCCCGUGCUUUGGCUUUUGUUCCCCGUAUCCUUCAGCGCUCGGUUUCAUUUCUCACAGAGGAGUAUUUUCUUCUUUAUCGAAAGCAGAGUACAACUCCCAUUAACCAUUUCACAGUAGCUCCGUGUUUAAGACACUUUCAAAUAUUCUUCUGUUUCACGCCGUACAAAUAGUGCUGAAGCACUUCAUUAACUGUGGUUUGACCCCAGUAAUUAUCUUGACGCCUUGCAAAACACCACAGCGAUGAGUGAUUAUGUUCCAAAGAGCAACAGUAAAACGAGUAUUUGUAGCUCCUUGUGGCGUCCAUGAUACGUCUAAAUAGCAUCAAAUUGAAAAGCACCACCACUGGCGCUGCAUUGUGGAACCUUGCAGCGCGUUUACUGUAGCUCUCAAAGUCUUGGUGCAGGAUCCGCGCUGGGGGGCCUUCAAAGAAAAGUGUGUGGCGAGCAAUAACGUGCAGCUAAAGCAUUUAAAGCGUCAAGAGUUGAAGAAAAGAAAGAACAGACAAAAACAAGAGUGCUGUGAUGUUUCUUUAUCUUGUACUAUCAGGCCACGGGAGGUUUUACAGAAGAAUCUUCUUUUCAAAAGUGCUUUGGCAUUUGCGGCGUACAUUUCCUGCUGAUAGCUUAAUCUCGUAUUGAUCGGAAUUCAUCCAACCGACUCGCAGCGGAGAACAUUUUUACAUCCGUCCAAUCCCUUAAAGCUUCAGCAUUUAUCCCGUCUACAUUUGGUCUUUAGUGUUUUGUGUGUUGCUUCUUCCACUACAAGUAUUUUGUAGAAAUAUUGAAUGUAACGCAUGAGACAUGUCCAACACGGUAAACAAAGAAUGUGCUUAAUUUGGGCAGAAUAAAACCUCCCAGCUGGUCUGGGACUCAAACAACCAGUACACACCACUACGCGUCUUUUAUAAUGAGCUGUACAGCACAGAUAUUUGUACUGGGAUCUUAAACUGUACACAUACGUUGUUCAAUGAACUACUGAUUCCUGUGGAAAUGUAUAUUUUUCAGUCAUUGUAACUCUGAACGAUGUGUGCCAUUUGUAUUCACAUAACGUCCUCACACAUGCAGAAAAGACAAGAUAAAAUCUACAGCCUCGUAUUACAUGUUGAUGGGGAAAUAUGUUUUAAACAUGUUAUCCUUUGAAUUGUUGUAUUGAUUUGUGUAUUGUCAUAAUUAUUUACAAUGGGGUUUUGGGGUAUUUGGAAAAUAAACAUAUUUAUGCCUCCCA